AUGGCCGCGGUGCCCAGGCUCUUCCAGCAUCCCCGCGCCUGUCGUGGUGGCGCUGGGCCCGCGAGGCCGUGGCAGGCCUUCCGGCGCGACGUCCUCCCCGGCGGCCCCGGGCAGCCCGCGCCGGCCGCUGCCGGUGCCUUGGCCCUGGCCUGCCCGACUCUGGGAGUCGGCGUCGGCGCAGGGUCGAGGCGCAGGCCGCGACGCCGCUCGGCCUGGAUGCGCGCGCACGCUGGCGCCCUGCUCGGCUUUCCUGGCCGCGAGGGCCGGGGCGCAGCAGAGGCGCCCGCGCCCGCGGUGUCCGGCGACCUCCGCCCUCACAGCGGGCUGCUGCUCAUCGACUGCCAGAAGGCCUUCCUCACCGGCUUCUGGGCGCAGUACUUCGGGGGCGGCGAUGAAGUGGCGCCCAUCCGGCAAGCGUUCCGUAACACGGUCGAGCUGUUGCGCAGCCCCGAGCGGCUUUCGGGCUGCGCGGUGCUGUGCACGAAGUGCUACACGGAAGGGGAGGAGGCCGAUUACGACGACGACUUGAAGCCUCUAUUGGCUGGCGCCCCGUGCUUCUGGAAGCCGACCACGGACAUCACGCGAAACUCGCACUUCCACAAGUGGUUCGAAGAGCGCUUGUCUGCCGGCAUGCAGACGCUGGUCAUCGGAGGCUGCACCACGACCUCUUGCGUCCGCGUCUCCUCGCAGGCCAUACGGAGGAUGUACCCUGACAGCACCCUCCGGGUGGUCGUCGACCUGUCGUUGUGCGGCGCGAGGGUUUCGAACUUUCUCGGCAACGCCGAGCUGGAUCCAGUCUUACGUCCCCCUGAUAUACGGCCCAGAGCGGUGCAUCGGGAAGUCACCGGUGGACCUGGCCCUCUUUCAAAUGCGGGGCGCUGGCGUGGAGGUGCUGGAUAG
Prorocentrum cordatum is the source of this 900-nucleotide messenger RNA. The record is from the annotation of a GenBank genome assembly. Lineage: Eukaryota; Dinophyceae; Prorocentrales; Prorocentraceae.